Messenger RNA from Bufo bufo (common toad), 1117 nucleotides. Its product is annotated as gastrula zinc finger protein XlCGF17.1-like. The record is from RefSeq and is a predicted model, not a curated record. Gene Ontology annotation, molecular function: DNA-binding transcription activator activity, RNA polymerase II-specific; RNA polymerase II cis-regulatory region sequence-specific DNA binding. Gene Ontology annotation, biological process: regulation of transcription by RNA polymerase II. The annotation marks the transcript as partial. Gene Ontology annotation, cellular component: nucleus. The transcript has 2 exons. Lineage: Eukaryota; Metazoa; Chordata; Amphibia; Anura; Bufonidae.
CAUGAGAGAAGUCACACGGGAGAAAAGCCAUAUUCAUGUUCAGAAUGUGGAAAAUGUUUUACACAAAAAUCAGAUCUUGUAAAACAUCAGAAAUUUCACACAGGAGAGAAGCCAUAUUUAUGUCCAGAAUGUGGGAAAUGUUUUAUACAAAAAUCAGCCCUUGUUAAUCAUCAGAGAUUUCACACAGGAGAGAAGCCAUAUUCAUGUUCAGAAUGUGGGAAAUGUUUUACACACAAAUCAGAUCUUGUUAAACAUGAGAGAAGUCACACAGGAGAGAAGCCAUAUUCAUGUUCAGAAUGUGGGAAAUGUUUUACACAGAAAUCUCAUCUUAUUACACAUCAGAGAAGUCACACAGGAGAAAAGUCAUAUUCAUGUUCAGAAUGUGGAAAAUGUUUUAGACAAAAAUCAGAUCUUGUUAAACAUCAGAGAUUUCACACAGGAGAGAAGCCAUAUUCAUGUUCAGAAUGUGGGAAAUGUUUUACACACAAAUCAGAUCUUGUUAAACAUGAGACCAGUCACACAGGAGAGAAGCCAUAUUUAUGUUCAGAAUGUGGGAAAUGUUUUACACAGAAAGCACAUCUUAUUACACAUGAGAGAAGCCACACAGGAGAGAAGCCAUAUUCAUGUUCAGAAUGUGAAAAAUGUUUUACACAGAAAGUACAUCUUAUUUCACAUAAGAGAAGCCACACAGGAGAGAAGCCAUAUUCAUGUUUAGAAUGUGGAAAAUGUUUUACACACAAAUCAGUCCUUGUUAAACAUCAUAGAUUUCACACAGGAGACAAACCAUAUUCAUGUUCAGAAUGUGGGAAAUGUUUUACACAGAAAUCAUAUCUUGUUACACAUGAGAGAAGUCACAUAGGAGAGAAGCCGUAUUCAUGUUCAGAAUGUGGGGAAUUUUUUAGAAGUAAAUCACAUCUUGUUAUUCAUGAGAGAAUUCAUACAGGAGACACACUAUAUUGAUGUUCAGAAUGUGGGAAAUGUUUUACACAAAAAUCAGGUCUCGUUAACCAUGAGAAAAGUCACAAAGGAGAGAAACCAUUUUUACAUAUUUUAACAUAUCAUCAAUUUAUUGAUGGACCUUAAACAGUCAAUAAGAAUAUUUUUAUUUUUGGUUACA